CUGAAAUUGAUUGGAGAAAUCAGAAAUUUACUUUAUGCUCAAUAUGUACCAGGGGCAUAUGCAGGGGAAAGACUCUAGGGCGGCAGAUAAGACUGUUGCCAUGGUCCUGAAGGAGAUACCAAGUAAGGCGUCAUCAGAAGGGAUACCCCUCCUCACAGUGACAACCAAGCUGGUGAGUGAGCAACAAGAGAGCCGUCCCCUGCUGAGUCCCUCUAUCGACGACUUCCUCUGCGAGACCAAGUGCGAUGGAGCCGCCCGCCCAGUGACUUCCAACACAGCAGUGCUGACAUCGUCACUGGACCUCCUAGACCUCAGUGAACCGGGUGAGAGGAGAAACAGCAAAGACAAAAGGAGCCCGCUGUCGUAUCGCGAGGGCGACCAGAGGAGCACCCCUCACAGGAGGAAGGUAGACGAGACCGAACUGAUUCAGGUGGACGUGGAACAGACCGCACCCAGCUCACGCACUCCAGAGAGAGCGUCACUCGACUCGGUCAACGUUGCUUCUCCUCUGGACAAAUGGGAGGAGUUGAACCCCAACUCUGAGAGGAACGGCAACCGCAAGUGGAAACUGGAAAGACGACGUUCAUCCAAAAACUCCUCGAGUGAAUUUCUGUGGUCUAUAGACUGUAAAACACAAUCAGAGUCAUCAACUAAAUCCUCCUUAGAAGCGAAUGCCAAAUCUGAUCCAGAAUCUGCCCUAUCAACUCAACUCAACAGGCAGUAUAUUAGUGGAAGACAUGGCCGCUUGACUAAGGAGUCGAAGUGGGGCGGUGCCCUCUUAUCCAGGAACCAGUCCCUGGAGGAAGAGUUUGAACGUGCCAAAGCAGCUGUAGAGUCGGAUACAGAGUUCUGGGACAAGAUGCAGGCCGAAUGGGAGGAGCUGGCGCGACGGAACUGGCUGACGGAGAACGAGCAGGCACAGAUGCCCUCCAGCGUGUCACCCCAUGAGAAGGGUUACUACUUUCACACGGAUAACCCCUACAAGGACUGGCCCGGCCCGUUUGAGGAGGGGCUUAGGAAGGCAAGAGAGGGGGAUCUGCCCAAUGCUGUGCUUCUACUGGAGGCGGCCAUACUGCACGACCCCCAGGACUCAGAGGCUUGGCAAGUGUUGGGGACCACCCAGGCUGAGAACGAGAACGAGCAGGCGGCGAUUGUCUCCCUCCAGAGGUGUCUUGAGCUCCACCCCAACAACCUCCCGGCCCUGAUGGCCCUGGCGGUGAGCCUGACCAACACGGGCAUGCGCCAGGAUGCCUGCGAGGCCCUGCUCCGCUGGCUCCAGCACAACCCCAAGUACAAGCACGUCCUGAAGGGCAAAGGCCACCUGGCUGGCUCGCCAAGUUCCCAACGUAGGAUGUCUCGUGUCUCAACCGUGGGCAGGUAUGAAAGCUCCCUGCUACCAGAGGUGAAGGAGCUGUUACUGGAGGCGGCCCAGCACAACUCGGAUAGCAUCGACCCGGACCUGCAGACGGGCCUGGGGGUUCUCUACAACCUCAGUGCAGAGUUCAACAAAGCUGUGGAGGCCUUUAACGCAGCGCUGUCUGUACGGCCAGAGGACUACCUGCUCUGGAACCGCCUGGGGGCGACGCUGGCAAACGGAGACCGGAGCGAAGAGGCGGUGGAGGCCUACACCCGGGCCCUGGAGCUCCAGCCGGGGUUCAUCAGGUCGCGCUACAACCUGGGCAUCAGCUGCAUCAACCUGGGGGCACACAGGGAGGCGGCCAGUAACUUCCUGACGGCCCUCAGCCUGCAGAGGAAGAGCAGGAGUCGGCAGCUCUCCCACCAGGUGAUGUCUGGGAACAUCUGGGCCGCCCUGAGGAUCGCCCUCUCCAUGAUGGACCAGCCGGAGCUCUUCCAGGCGGCCAACCUCGGAGACCUGGACCUCCUCAUGAGAGCCUUCAACCUGGACAUGUGAAGGCGUCGGUCCUUGACCGUGCUCUUGGACUCCCCCCCCCAUCCACAGCCGAUAAUCCAAAGUGUACAGAUCUGAACAUGCGGGGCCCUGGUACUUCUUUUUUUCGGGGGGGGUGCCACGCGUAGGACACGUUUCUCUGUUUUGCUCGUGACGAGAACGAGCCCUUUUUUUCUUUUCUUUUUGUUACCCAAACACCUUGACAGCGCUGCAUGUGCUUGGAGAGACGUUGGGAUGGAUUUGCACUGCAAUUUGUGAUUUCCCUGAAGAGCACAAGGACAGGCAAUGAUUGUACGAGUGAUGCCUUAGAGAAUUCAGCAAUUAAAAACGGACUCAUUGAGCAGAACUGAUCUAAGGGAGAGAAGGAAGUGAGGGGGUGAAAGAGAGACAAAGUGAGAGAACGAGAGAGACAAAUGCUAGAAUGCUGAGUUUUUCUGAGCAGGAUUGGAGUUCAACAAGACCUGUUUUAUUAUCCGAUUACUUUCGAAAGAGUAAAGAUUGUCACACAGACUCUAAAGGAAGGAGUUAGUGAGAAUGAUCCAGAAAGACUACACCAUAAGCCGUGGGACUCAGAGAGUUCUAAGUAGAGGAUCAAUAGAUUACUUUCUUUGUUCGUUUUUUUUCUUCUUCUUUUCCCGGAGAAGAAAUAACACUGCAUGAAAAGCAGUUUCUUAAACAGACUGAACGACAGUUGUCUGAGAAGAAAAUCGUUUUCAUGAUUUUGAAAAUGACCCUAUUUCUUUGAGUGUGCACUUUCAAAAACAACCUGCAAUAUUUCUGGAUCCGACCGGAAUUUGCAAGCCGGAUUGUUAAAGCCUUACACAAAAUGCUUGUGGACAACAAUUUAUUUACACUACUUUUAUGGCAACAAAUUGUAAGCCAUUUUCAGACUGGUUAUUCCUGAUUCUGCCUCCUCUAAACUACACUCUGCCCAAUGCUUCUGAAGCCAGAUAUUUUUGCAGAGUUCUCCUAGCUUCACUUCUCCUUCCAUUUAUCCUCAUCGGUUGUGAGAGAUGCACACUAAAGCUGGAAAAAGGUGAAGCUGGAAACCCUCCUAUUCCCUCAGAACUGCAAAGUACUACAUGACACAUGAGCGCUGUCGCAGAAACACUUUUCAAUGAACCUCGUCUGUGUACUUGUGGUCUUCCUAUUUCUUAAAAGAUGAAGGGUGCAUGUUAGAGGAUUAAUUAUUGAACUUGUAUCACCGUUAUCUCCAUAUCCAUAUUUGGUGAUGAAAGAUUGAAGUGUGGAGGCCCCUCACAUUCCAAAUGAAAUAACAAUAGGUUUCUUCCUUACGGAGAAAUCCUCAUGAUCCACAUCCUCCCUGAUAUUUGAUAGAGCUGUUGUUUUCACGUCAAACACAAAUACUAUCCCUUUAAGUGUGCUUUUGGUGCUGAGCGGCUCAGUAGGAUCGUAGCAUCACAGAUGGCAAGUUGACAGUCUAUCUGGGAAACACAUGGCACCCAAUCACCAUACUGCAGAGAAUAAGUCUAUUACAUUCUCCGUAAAGUAGAUUUGUGUUGCCGUGUUUACCAGCUGAGGUUGACAAUGUCAAUUUAGGUUGAUAGUUGAAGAGGAAAGAAAUGGGUUUUGGUACCUAUGCAAAGGUCAUGUUUUAUGCAGCCAUUUUGAAUUGUCAAAUGCCUCUGCCCUGCAUGAUUCAAUGGACCAAAAGGAAGUGCUGUUUCUGCACGUUGAUAGAAUGUUAUCUGGGGUCAAGCAGAGACACCAUCACUCCAGUUGUUCAUCUUCCAAGUUUGACUGCUUCCAUGGUUUCUACUUGGUAUGCCAGGAGAUUUGGAGGGACCAUUUGAGAGAGGCACUCACAAAAAGGAGUUUGCCAAUUUAUUCGUUUUUAUUUGUUCCUGUAAGCACUUUUUUGUUCUCCAGUAGUUUGGCCAGUCAGCAGAAUCAUUGGUGUUGUUUAAUAGGACAAAAACACUCAAUGGGGCAUAGAAUGCACUAAAUGGGAUAACACACAAAACUGCCACUGAGUUUAACUUUGCCCUUGUGUUUAUAAAACCGCUUGGUAACAGCACUGUGGCUAUGACGUUGGCUUCAUUAAUAAGUCAUCACAGCCUUCACAUCUUUCACAUCUCCCAGUCGGCCUACGAUUCCCUUAGACUCCUCUGGUUAAGUCAUCCUCUAGUUACCUCAUGGUGUGCAAAGGCCACUGUGAACAGCAACCUUGACUGCUCAUGACAACUAUUCUCAAAAUAAGGUGAAUAAAUCAUUUGAUGCAUAGUAUGGCCCUAUCAACUCAACUGAUCUACCAAUAACUGUAUGUAUUUCAAAUGAUAACUCCCUAUCAGAGAAUUCAGAACGAAAUAGGCCGAUGACCGAAGCAGAGCAUGCGAAAGGUCGCUUGUGUGGACCCCAACGUUUAAACAUCAAGGAGGAAGUCAUUAGUAUGGGGACACAACAGUUGUGUGCAUGCCACUGAUAAUCUGCAUAAGGGGGGGGGGGGCAGCUUUGAAGCAUGGGGGGCACAGCAGCAGACUGUCUCAUGUCAAAGGUUGUCGGGCGAGCGUGCUUCAGCACCCCCAGCGUUCUCUAAUUGAUGUCGUCCAGGCAACCAACCAACCAACGGAUUCCUUCCCCUCCUUCACUAAUUAUACGGCAUCUCAUGAAAAUAAAAACGUCAACAGAGUGAUGUGGAAAACAUUGUUCUUGUCAGUAUUAUUGAUUUUAAAGUCGCAAGCCGCGAGGAUAUGACUGGGUUACUAUCCAAUUUGCGUACAGUAUGUGGCCUGUUGUGGUAGUGCAACCUCUAUGGACACUUUGUAGCUAUGUCAGUAGACACAGCUGGGGUUGUGAUUGGCUGUCUCCCUGUCUGCAGAUGGUGAUUUAUAUUCACGAUUGAGUGAUGUUUCUUUGUCUCUAAGCCUCCCAAUUGUCUUAAUGGUCAGCAACAUAAAUUGUAGUUUGAAGUUGAAACCAGGAUAUCUGCUGUUUUGUGAUUUCCUCAAAGUCCUUCUGAUUCCCUAUGGGCUAGUAGGCCUUUGCUUUUUUGCAUUUUGAAUGAAAAUAAACAAUGUAGUUAUGUAGAAGAUCAAAUUAUUUUUUUUAAGAUUGUUUUUGAACGUAUUACAUACGAUACUACUGUAAAAGACUGUAUAUUUCUGUGCAUUGACAGAAUGCUUGAUGACAAGUUCCCUUUUCUAGAACCUUCUCAGGUGUGAUGACGAUGUAGCUGAAAGCAUGCUUCUGGUGAACUCAUACUAGCUGACCGCAUGCUAGAUUCCUUAAUGCUCCUUUUUGAAUGCCAAUUUCAUUUGUAUGCAUGCAAUUUUAUGACAUGCUUUCUAUCUCUUGACCCACUCCUUAUCAAAUCUAAAUAUACCAGGAUAUUACAUGCACUAUUUUUACAAAGCACUUGGAUCAUGCUACAUUGAUAAUGUGGUGUAUUUAUACAGUAUAUAUAUACAGUGCCCUCCAAAAGUAUUGGA
This is a messenger RNA of Hypomesus transpacificus, 5358 nucleotides long. It is a transcript of the gene pex5la, whose product is annotated as peroxisomal biogenesis factor 5-like a. Bases 35 to 1912 code for a protein of 625 amino acids. The record is from RefSeq and is a predicted model, not a curated record. Gene Ontology annotation, molecular function: protein binding. The transcript is spliced from 15 exons. Gene Ontology annotation, biological process: protein import into peroxisome matrix, docking. Gene Ontology annotation, cellular component: peroxisomal membrane; cytosol. NCBI's taxonomy places the organism in Eukaryota, Metazoa, Chordata, Actinopteri, Osmeriformes, Osmeridae.